This is a messenger RNA of Nicotiana tabacum (common tobacco), 7788 nucleotides long. Lineage: Eukaryota; Viridiplantae; Streptophyta; Magnoliopsida; Solanales; Solanaceae. The record is from RefSeq and is a predicted model, not a curated record.
UUAAAGUUGAAGGGGACAAACUUAAACUUGAUAGACUGACAGAUCUUCCCAUCAAUGUCAAACACCAGAUUCAGGAGCACUUGUCUAUUGAGGAUGCUGCAAAAAUGAGUGUUUUGUCUAGACCGUGGAGACAUGUUUGGGCUUCAAUCCCCAAGCUUGUAUUUUCUGCUCAGUUUUGCCGGAGCAAGCCACCAGACACAUUAGUAGAUGUCAUUAAUACAAUUCUGUCGCAGCACGUUGGAGCCAUUAAGACAUUCCUCCUCAAUAUUUCAUCAAUACCUUCUUCUCAGCACCCUGUUAUAGAUCAAUGGAUGCUAUUGUUGUCAAGAAAUGGUGUCGUGGAUCUUACCCUUCAGAAUCUAUACAAUGCUCCUUAUAAAUUGCCUUCCUACAUGUACAGUGUAGCACUGGAAAGUUUGAAACUGUCCAACUGCAUUUUCAGGCCGCCAUGCAGCUUUAGGGGUUUCUGCAAGCUCAAAAAGCUUUCACUACUUGAAGUCGCCUUAGAAUUUGACGUUUCAACUUCUUGCUUGUGGAUGCCAAACCUUUUCAGUCUGAAGGUUAGGGUGUGCGGUGGUCUUCCAAAAAUAUAUGCUCCAGAGCUUUUGCAUAUAUUUUUCUUUACCAGGAGCACCAAAACCCUUAUGUUGGAUCAUUUCAUGGACUGUCGGAAGCUGAAAACAGUUAUACUUGCAAAAUCAGAAAAAAAUCAAGAUAAACCGAUGAACUUGACUUAUCUUCUCAACUGCUGGCCUAUGAUAAAGCGUCUUUCUUUGGACGGUUACUACCUCAAGUCUUUGGCUUAUGGUAUUGAAGAAGAGAGGCUACCCACAUGCCUCAAUAGGUUGAAGGCACUUUCUUUAUUUAACUUCAAUUUUAAUGAUGAAGAUCAAUUAUUUUCUCUUCUAAGAUUGUUUGGAAGUUCUCCCAAUUUGGAGGACCUUCUAAUUUUGUUGACCUGGAAGAAGAAAGGAGGCAUGGAAGUCGAAGUAAAUCAUUUUGAACGACCAGCCUACAGGACACUAGGACUCAACAAGCUUCAAAAAUUUAAAAUAGAAAACUUCCAUGGUUCAAGAACCAAAAUGCUCUUUGUAAGGUUUAUACUUGCAUCUGCACCUUUACUCCAGGAGGCCAUCCUUCUGGAAGAUGCAGAAAGAGUUCAUGAAAGCCAAUGCUUGGAGAUCUUAAAGGAGUUGGUGGGGUUCCCUCGGGCAUCUCCUAAAUUGGGAAUAAUAUGUAAACCAUCAAAAAUAGGCAAGGAAGUGCUUUAUUGAGAUGGCCGGACCCCCUUUCUCACUCUUUAUCAUCAUCUUGUCUCUUGUCUGUACGAGUGACUAGUGUAGAGGAUCCUAUAUUAUUUAUCUUGAAUUGCAUGUUAACCUUGGAUAUUUAUAUUUCUGGUUCCUUAGUGACUAGUGUAGAGGACCCUAUAUUUAUCUAUCUGAAUUGCAUGUUAGACUUGGAUAUUCUAUAAUUCUGGUUCCUCAUCCAGAUUUUUUAAUGUUGGUUCUUGGUUUUCGACUAACAUUAUUUGAUCGUCAAUUAAUUGAAUAUACUCCUUUGCUCAUCUUUUCUAUGCUAAGAGAGCUAGUUUGUGUAUGCAUUUACUCCCUAUUUUAAGUUAAUAAUUUGUUGAUUUGCAUUUAAUUUGAGCAAGAUAAUCACUUGAUUAAUUUCAGGUGGUGACUGAUUCAAUGAAGCACAACUCUUAAUUACCUAUACCAUAUAUAUACACACACACACACACAUUAAAUAAAGGUAAAAAUUGGCAAAAGUAAUGGUAACUGUCGUGUUAAGUACACUUCAUUAAUCGAUCUUUGACAAUUGCCUUAACAACAAUUAAACCGGUCUUCUAAUUUAAGGUUUAUCCUGUGUAAUAUACUGGGUUUGUUGCUGUUCUAAUUUUAGGUUUAUGGUACGCAUUGUCAUUGUGAGAUAAGCUGCAGAAGCGGAAGUGGAUGCAUUCCACUGUAUAUUGUUCCUUUCUUCCUCACUAGCAGCAACAACUUCCUCCUUGAACCUCUUCCAAUCGUUAGCACAAUAUCGGAGCAGGUAGCUGUAGUGUUUUCCAAUGGCAGUUUUGUUGUGUAAGUAUGGGAUCUUGUUAUGUGUUCGUUCAAUUUCGAUAAAACAAAGAGAAUUUGAAGGAUUUCCAUUCAUACUGUUGAGACACUCGGUGCAAAUUUUUUGAAGGAUUGCAUUUUUUCGUGUAGAAUAUCCCGAGCUGAUGUAUGCAGAAAGAACUGAUGUAAAUAACGAGAUAUUUACAGUUGUACAAUAUUUUUGAAGGCAGAGGCUAGAUACAAUUUUUUUUUUUAAUUAUGAGGAGAUUGUGCUUUUAAUUCCUGCUUUUUAUUAACUAUUAUAGUUUUUCUUCUUCUAUUUGUAGCAACCACAGUGAAUGCUACAAACUACUUGCCUUGUGACUGCUUUAUCCCUUCACUGUUUAUUUAUAUAUUUCAUAACCAUCGACAUUGUGAUGGCAAAAUGAAAAUCCAAAUUGGAUACACCAUUUUUGGACUGAGUUUAAUAGUUCUGAUAAGGAUCAUAGUAUCACCGACACAAUUAACCAUUCAAUUACAUGCUUCAAGGUACAUAAUAUAUAUAUAUUCAGAAAUAAAACAGGGUGAAAUACCACCUUUAUGUGCAUUCAGAAAUAAAACAGGGUGAAAUACCACCGUAGCUAUAAGAGGCACUCAUUAAAGGGUGAUGUAGACAGUGAAGUGACUAUUGUUUCUACUCCAUCUGUUGUAUGUUAAUCUACAUGAGGAAGAGUCUCAACAGUGGCAUAUCCUUUAGCAUUCUCAUACUUGCCAGUCCCUCCAAUGAUGGCAAUGUGAGAAAUAGGUGAGGCUGUCCUGUGAACUCCAAAAUGUGCUGUCGAGGCUCAAGUGUGGCUGGUGCCAUUCGAAGAUCUCAUGGAGUAAAAUCCUUGUGCCUUGCAAAGAACAGAUGAUCCCAGUUCAUGCACCUCAGUUAUUUCAUUGUCAACAACAGAUUGAGCCAAAGGUGAGCUGGCGAAGGGACAAGCCAGCAGGAAGCCGUCCAGCUGUUACAAAAGCAAGGGAAGAGAAUGCACUUUGGCGGAAAGUAGUGUGUUUCAGUGAUGGAGGUAGCUACUGGCACUGCACCGACGAACCUGAUUCAGCCAGUAAAUCUGCUGGAGGAGCCAUGUGGAAGCAGGGACGGAGGGAUCAGCAACAGGUGCUACGUUGGUAUCAGAAGUAGUGACAGUAGUUGGUAACUGGUUACUUGGAAAUGUGGCAAUUGGUGCCACCACAGUAGCCACAACAGGAUCAACCAUUCGUGAUGGAUUAGACACCGGGCGUACAUCAUCAAGGAUUCUUGCUGAGUUGACACAGCCAAAGCUGAGGGCUAGGAGCAAAAUGCAGAAGGUCGCUUGGAGUGUGUUAGAGGUGCUUUCCAAGAGUAGCUUGUGACAAACUGGGACACAGAUUCCACAGAAAUUAAAUCCUUUCUUCCCGUAGACAUUUCCACAAACACUUGAUGGCCAUUACAGAAGCAGCAACCAAACAACAGGAGAGUAAAUAUGGCAGCUUGUUCUAGCAAAGGAGGGUGCCCAAGUGAUUAUGCACUAUAUAGCACUUUCAAUUUUGGUAGUGUCGUUGAUCUUCUAUGUUUUCAGCUAAAUCCACCAGCCUCUAAGUUUAUAAGGCUGCAUAUACUAAAAAUAUUUGCUUCUCACUAAAUAGAUGUAAUCAAUAUAUUGUGGUGUAGUUUAUCUCCUGUUUUGCUCCCUUUAAAUAGAUUUUAGCUUUAAUUGUUACCUUGCUUUAUCUGAUUGAUGAAGAUGGAAUCUUUGACAAACUGAAGGUAUUUUUUUGUUUUUUAUAUUUCUGCUGAAUUCAAGAAAACAUCGGAUCUUGCUGGAAACUUUUUCCCCUUAAUAUGAGUUAUAACCAGUGGCAGAGCUAGGAAUUGAAGAAGGGGAUUGAAAAAAAUAAGAAUGUUACACUUCUGCUCUGAACAUAUAACCUAAAACAAUUUUCUAACCCUUUUUGCCAUUUCACUAUAAUUUUUCCUUAUGCUAGAUUCAACAAUUUAUUAUGUAUAAGCAAAAAAUUCAUAUUUGCCCUAUUUGCAUUGUAUAAUUUCCCGACGAAGGGGAUGAAAUUGAACUCCCUUGUGCCCCUUAGUUUCGCCCCUAGUUAUAACUAGCGGCAGUGCUAGGUGGAGGCAAGGGGGUUCAAUUGAUUCCUUUGUGCCGGAAAUUAUAUUGUGCGAUAUGGGCAAAAACGAUUUUUUGGUUAUAUAUAACUCCUUGACAUAAGGAAAGAUCCUAAUUUAGUGAUAAAAGGAGAUUCAAAAGUUGCUUUGGAUUAUAGGUUCAAAUCUUAGAUGUGAUUCUAGUCUUUUUUUGAAUCCUCUUAUGUGAACUCCUUGCUCCUCUAAUGGUUACAACGAGUCUGGUUGAGAUGGAAGUGAUCAAGCUCGGGAAUAUGAACCUAGCUUCCUUUUCUUUCGAUCAUUUGACAGAGCAGGAUGAAGAAGGUGCAUUUUAUGAUUUUUGUGUGUUUACAACAUCUAUUGCUUCUGACUAGAUGGAUAAAAUGGAGGUGGGAGGAAAAUACAUAAGUAGAGCUAGCUUCCACCUGUCUUCUUCCCACUUUGAGUAUGCCAAUGGGGCAAGGCGGGGGAAGUCUUAGCAGGACGGGGCAGGAUGGGCGUUAAAAAUUAUGAACUUUAAGGUUUUUAACUUAAGUUUUUCCUGAUUUGAUUCCUUUUAAAGUUUCCAAUUCUUUUGGUUUAUGCUAAUAGUGGAUGUAAAACUAGCAUCUUUAAUAAAUUGAUAUUUUGCUUAUCUCCCUUAAAUGAUAAAGAAAAUGUGUUAUAGAAAAAUGAUAUUAUUGAAUGGUGAUACAUCAAAAGGAAUUUUACGUAAUAAAAGAAUUACAACAACAUCAUACCCCGUGUAUUCCCUCAGUGUGGGGUCUGGGCUAGUAAAAGAAUUAGUAAUGAUAAAAAAAAAACAACAAAAACUAAUGAAAGAAGAAAGCUUAAUAUGGCAUAGUAGAAUAUAACAUAAUGGGAUGGGGUAAGGUGAGAUGUGUCUGGUGAAAUCAUACCUAUCCCUUCCCAUCGACAUCCCUAACAUUUUUUCUUCUUAAACUUGCUCCUAUUUGCAAGGACGAAGCUGCCAAAAUUUUGUUGUCUUGUCCCUUUCUUUACUUAAUAGGGUGGUAUGGGUUCAAAGACUUAUAGCAUAUCCAGAGGCAUGAUGGUGAUAGAGGGUAGGAUGUAAGCGAGGGAGAGAGCAAAAUAAUAGGAAUGUGCUCCAUCUUUUGAAAACUGUAAAGGGUGAUACAAGAGGAGGCUUGGUAGGUUGGGAGUGUCUUACGGUUUUGUAGUUCAUUCCGUUGGUUAUUUUCCCUCAUGCUUAAUGCUUUUUGGCUUAGUGCUUUUCGCCGACCUCAACUUGUUUGGGACCGAGGCGUAGUGGUAAUAGUUGUUGUUGUUGUUAUGCUUUUUGCAUGUCUAGGUGUGUGAUUGUGUUAUACUAUUAACAUUUAACGCAACUUUUAAUAUACAUGUGUGCCAUUACAAUAAUGAGAUGCUCACUGAAUGCUUGUCGUUUAUUUAUUCAUCAAGUAAAGCCAAUUUCAAUUUUUCUUGUGCUGGAGCUUUUUAUGAUUAAUUUUCCCUGUUAUUGUUUAAAGUUUCAUUAGUAUGUAUAUCCAUUCAAUGCUUUAGCUUUUACUUCCUUUCAGGUUACAUAAGAUGUUGACAUUAACCACUUGAGUUUCCUCACUUUUCCUGAAAGCGACAUUAUCUUACCUGAUUCACAAGAUUCCUAGGCCUAAAGACAGUAGCUUUUGGCUUGUGGCAAUUCAAGUUAUUGCGAAGCUUCAAUCUUUUGUUGUCCACUGUGAUCUUCCUCAAUUUUCCGAAGUUCAGAAAGAGGCAUUGGUGGAGGUCUUGCUAUCUAUGGGCAGUCUUCCUCGCUUCCAGAAUGGAGUGAAGGUCCAUUUUAUUUUGUUUGCUGUUGAGCUGCCAUAUUACACAAGUGUUCCAACUCUAUUAUAUAUUUGUGAAGUAAGUUUAAUCUCUUUAAGAAAUCAUCAGAAACUUUUGUUCUUUCUGAUUGAUGAGAUGAUUAUGUAACAAUUAGCCUGAUCAAUAUUUAAUUGAGAAGCUGUAGAAUUAUGCAGCCUCCUCACCCCAACACCCAUUGCCUGGAAGAAAGUAAUGGAAUAGAAAACACCUGCAGAUCUCCAGAGGAAAAUAAAAUAUUGGACUGUCUUUGAAUAGUACACCGACCUUGAGAUAAGGUAUAACUAAAACUGCCUGGUCGCUUGACCCUCCUAAUGAUGUGUGGCAGCUGAAAUAAAAAGAAAAAACUCAUCUACUGUGUCUUUUCUGUACUUCUCUUUCUUUGCCUCCUUCUCUCUCUCUCUCUCUCUCUCUCUCUCUCUCUCUUACUCUCUCUCUCCUUUCUACUUUUUUAUCUUAGGAGAUAUUGAAAAACUAGCAUUCAGAGGGUCUUUUUCUUUGUGCUAUUAUUGAUGCAGGUCACAUUGAAAACCUCAUUUUCUUGUUUUGUAUGAUGUUUCUGGAGACGUCUGCCAACAAUUAAAUCCUAUAUUUUUCUUUCACUGAUUCUCUUGGCCUGGAUAGCUGGUGUUGCCUAAUCUUUUUGCUGAUUGCCUACAGUAUUUCUCUCGUUAUUUCAACAGACAAGUCUCCUUGUGCUGGCAUUCUUCUCUUUCUCGAUUUCUCAACCUCUCGUAUCACUUAUGAGCUUGAGGAAGAAGGAUCAUAAGGAGUACACAACAAUGAGUUAGGCAUCAGGCAUACAUGAUAGCGGGAUUCUAUUACAGAGGGAACUGGUGAGCAUUUUAUAUCCCAACCAACCUUUUGAUAAGCUCCUGCUGAACUGAAGGUUCCGGCAGUCCUUCAUGACAUCUGAGGACAGUGAACAGGAAGAGUAGGGAGCCUAAAAUCCAUAUACCAAUAGAUUGAACAGAAGAGACAUGAUAUCUGUAUGCUGGACUUCAGCAGGAAGGUCACGCGCUCGAGCUGUGGAAACAACCUCUUGCAGAUAAGGCUGUGUAUAAUGUAUAUUAGACCCUUGUGGUCGGGCCCCUCUCUAGACUUCGCGCAUAGCAGGAGCUUAAUGCACCGGGCUGCCCUUUUAUGCUCCAGCAGCCCGAUUCUUCCGUUCCUAAUGAUACGAGCUAACGUUCCGGACAAAAUUUUGCUGUGAUGGAUUAGAACAUCCAGGGUGUAUUUUACCAUACUUUAUAUAAAUCAAUAUGAAAUACCUUUGAUAUCCAUCACUGCUUUGUGAAAAAUCGAAAAUUAUGAUGGCGUCUAUGCUGACAGCCCUAACCAGGAAAAUGUAACUUACGGAAAUGAAUUAAGUAUAUUGCAGAUCAAUCAUGCACCCAAGCGUGUGACCUAGUGAUCAUGAAGUUGGUGAAAACCAUGAGACCAGCGUCCAGCUGAGAUAAUGCUCAGAGGUUUCUGACAAAUUGCCUUACAGAGAUGUUGCAUGUUGGAAUACAGUGAAUCAAGCUGUUAUCAAUGUGGGAACUUGCCAAAGUACUUGUGCUGAUGGGAGAUUAGGAAGUAGCAAGUACCCUGCGGAAUUAGUCGAGACGAGCACAAGCUGGCCCGGAUAUUACGGUUAUAAAAAAAAUAACUGUAGGAAAAUAUUUUAAAUUAUUGGGUUGAAGGAAUGAUGUUUGUUCUUAACCUUGAUUUCCACCUUUAUUCUUAUUCCGUGAUUUUAUGUUCACAGUUCCUGGAGUUAUCUUGUCGAAUAAA